CGAGAAACGACAAGCUUUGCCAAUCUAUCAACUGGGAAAAAAAAAAUUAGGGCAAAAUAUUUGUCGAUUUCACGUCCGCGACUCAAUAGAUUUGCUCGGAGAAAUCCUUCACGGUUUUGUCAAGUAAUUCUGACUAAAACGGCGUAGUUUCAGCUUCCGGGAGAUCUAACGUUCUCUCAAAAUUGAAUUGCGUGUGAGAAAGUUUCUUCCUUGUUCGAAUCUUCAGAUUUGUACAUCCGCUUUAAGCUCAAAUCUAUGAUCUUUCGGGAGUAAUUUUUCACCAUGGAAAAUCUUGGCUGAUAAAAAAAAUUUCGAGAGCAGAUCCAAAGAACAGCCACCAUAAAGCUUGUGCAUUGGGUGGAACUAGACAGGUCUCAUUACCAAGUUUUUUGAUUUCUUUAGCUUCCAUUGUGAAGCAUCAUCGAGAAAGGACACACAUGGAUUACCGACCUUCUGAUAGUAGUGGUACGGAUGAUGACUUACCUCCAAGUAGAUAUCAGAGAAGUGGGAGACCUGCUGGUAAUGGUAGACCUUCAGUUCUCAACACUGCUCCUUUAUCAAGGGUGCACAAUGACAUGGAAACUCAAAUUCAUCUCAUUGAGCAAGAAGCUUAUAGCUCAAUACUCCGUGCAUUUAAAGCCCAGUCUGAUGCUAUUACCUGGGAGAAGGAAAGUUUGAUCACUGAACUCAGAAAAGAACUUCGGGUGUCUGAUGAGGAACACAGAGAGUUGUUAUCAAGGGUUAAUGCUGAUGAAAUGAUCAGGCGAAUAAGGGAAUGGAGAAAGGGGAAUAGCUUUCAGUCUGGUGCUCCUCAGAUGGUUCAUGAUACUGUUCCAAGUCCAGCUGUUUCAGGUUCACGUAAGAAGCAAAAGACAUCACAAUCAAUCGCUUCGUUAGCUAUGGGUCAGCCAUCUCCUGCUAUGCACUCAUCAAUGCAACCAUCUUCAUCUGCGCUAAGAAGGGGAGGUCCUCCACCAGGUCCAAAGACCAAGAAGCCAAAGACAUCGAUGCAGUUCCCAGCUACAGGCAUAGCUGGAAGGCCCCAGCCUGGCGCAGUAACAGAUGAACCAGACCCGUUGGUUGGAAAGAAGGUAUGGACUAAGUGGCCUGAGGACAACAAUUUCUAUGAAGCUGUUAUAACUGACUACAAAGAGGGGCGGCAUGCUUUAGUGUAUGACAUGAACACUGGGAAUGAAACUUGGGAAUGGGUAAAUCUUAAAGAGAUAUCUCCGGGGGAUAUCAGAUGGGAAGGUGAGGAUGCUGGGGCUUCUCGUAAAGGACAUCCUGGGCAAGGCCGUGGAAUUACAAAGGGCAUGGCUCGUGGUGGUCCUGCAGGCCAAGCUAGUGGUGGUAGAGGUAGGGGAAGCCUGAAGCUUCAGCAACACAAGGCACAGAAUGGCAUCGGAAAAAAAGCUUUAGGAGACAUCGAAAUAUUCCACACUGAUACACUAAUAAAAGAGGUAGAAAAAGUUUUUAGAUCCGUUAACCCCAACCCGGCAGAGGUGGAGAAGGCAAAGAAAGUGCUAAGAGAUCAUGAGCAAGCUCUUGUGGAUGCAAUUGCAAGGCUUGAAGAUAUAUCAGACGGAGAAAGUGGUAAUAUUUGAUAGGGGCUCCUUCCAACUCUCCUCAGAUGAUUGAGUGAGGGCAUUGGACUGGCUGAAAGGUGUAGAUGGUGGUGGCAAUGUGAAUGGAUAAGGGAGAUUGGGGUACUUGUAUGGAUAAAGCAAACUGUAUUUUGUUUAGGUAGAGGAUUUAUAAAAUGAUCUUUAUGCCACAAAUCUAAGGCAACUGGAUUGUAAAAUCUAUCAGAUUUCAUAUAAAUGUAGAAUUAUGCAUAGACAGACAGGGAUGAGAUGUAGCAACAAUAGGAUCAGCAUAUAGAUGUGGCAGCACCUUUUAGUAAACUUUAUUUUUUUCUUCUACAACGAGACAGAUACAUAAUAAAAAUCAAUAAAUUUCGAAA
Eruca vesicaria subsp. sativa (arugula) is the source of this 1963-nucleotide messenger RNA. Lineage: Eukaryota; Viridiplantae; Streptophyta; Magnoliopsida; Brassicales; Brassicaceae. The record is from the annotation of a GenBank genome assembly.